Molecule: messenger RNA, 729 nt
Organism: Theobroma cacao (cacao)
Lineage: Eukaryota; Viridiplantae; Streptophyta; Magnoliopsida; Malvales; Malvaceae
Source: RefSeq, a predicted model, not a curated record
AUGUGUUGUGCUUUAACAUGGACGGCGCAUCGACUAAGGCAGUACAUUCUAUAUCAUACCACUUGGCUCAUUGCGAAGUUAGAUCCUAUUAAAUACAUCUUCGAGAAACCAUCCUUAUCAAGUAGAGUGACAAGAUGGCAAGUGUUGUCUGAAUAUGAUAUUGUAUAUGUGUCCCAAAAAGCUAUCAAAGGAAGUGCAAUCGCUGAUUUUCUAGCGAAAAUGGUGGAGGAGGAUUAUGAACCAAUGGAGUUUGAGUUCCCAGAUGAGGACCUGAUGUCGGUUUGUCAAACAAAUGAGGAGGAAUCAGAGGAAAAAGAGAAUUGGAAGAUGUUUUUCGAUGGAGCUUCGAACGCCUUAGGGCAUGGCAUAGGAGCCGUGUUAGUGUCAUUAGAAGAAGAUCAUUAUCCCGUCAUAGCCAAACUCAACUUCUAUUGCACCAAUAACGUGGCUGAAUAUGAAGCUUGUGUCAUGGGUCUUCAAGCAGCAAUCGAGAGGAAAAUUCAUGUUUUGGAAGUGUAUGGGGAUUCUGCUUUGGUCAUUUAUCAGUUACGAGGAGAAUGGGAGACACGCGACUCGAAGUUAAUCUGGUAUCAUAAGUAUGUUUCAAAGCUAAUUGAAAAUUUUGAUAAGAUUUGUUUCACCCAUUUGCCCCAAGAGGAGAAUCAAAUUGUUGAUGCAUUAGCCACGUUGGCAGCAAUGUUCAACGUUGGUACCGAUGUGAAGAUUUAA